GAUUUCGCAAAAUUUCUGAGAGAGCCCAGCACGGCGUCGUAUCACCUUUAUCCACUCUACGUUUUAUCUUUUUCUUCCUCCAAUUCUGGCCUGCACAAACACAAACAGAAAAGAAGGGGAAAAAAGUGCUCAAAUUAAUCUCAAUUAUGGCGAAAACGAAGAAAGAGCUUCUGUCAUCAGCGCCAUGGAGGGCGGGCCCACAAGAAGACGACAAAUUCAAGGACGCAAAGAUGAAGGUGACGUCACAGCCGGGUGCAACACCCACAAUGCACGUCCCCGGCAAGAAGAAGUUCGGCUCGAAAAACGAUGCCGUUGGCGAGGACUCCCUCACUGAAAUCGACCCCGAACUUCGCUACAGCUUCCAGCGCAAUUUCCAGUUCCUUCAAAACGUCUUCAGCAUUGAUACAGUUGUCAAGCCCCUUCCUCCAACAAUGGCAUACAAUGUCUCGCGCAAUUUGUCCUUCUUCACAAGGAUCUUCACACAGUUCUUCGGUGAGUUUGAGUCUCCUUCAAACUAUCGUCACGCCAUUCAUUUUAUGCAUCUAUCUCAAAUAAAGUUUUAUGUUUAGAGAGUUUUUUUUUGGCUCAGCUUACUUUGGAGAGAAGCUCCAACAACUUAUAAGAUAUAAUGUCUCAAGAGCUUAUGAGUUGUAAAGUGUUUGGACAAGCUAGAGAGAGAGUUGUGAGUUAGAGAGAGAAAAUCCUAGUUAGAGAGAGAAAUUGAAGAGAGACGAAAUUAGAAGGGUAUAUGAUGGAAAAUACAGAGACUAUUUUGUGGGGAACUUUUAAGUUGUUGGAGCUUAUUUCCAUAUGGCUUUACGCUGUUUAGGAGCUUAUUUUUACCAAUUCCAGGAGCUUAUAAACUCCUAAACAACUUAUAAGCUGUGUUAAGUAUGCUCAGCCAAACUCAUAACUUUGUGUGAUUUGCUUACAGAUCCCGAAGGUAUAGCAGAUGCACAGAAAUCACUUGGAUUAGGUCAGGAAGAGAAAGCUCGUAAAGUUCGUUAAAACAAUGAUAUGUUUUUUGGUAGAACACUGAAAAUCUUGGUCAUAGAAAGAGCUCUUGUUUUCCUGUAUUCAGCUGAAUUAUACAACUAUUGCAAUUUGAAGGAGCUUUUUGUAUUUCCAUUGAUUGUGAUUGUCAUGAAUGGUGAACUUGCUGCCUUUUCGUAGGCUCGAAUAA
Messenger RNA from Salvia miltiorrhiza (redroot sage), 1183 nucleotides. RefSeq lists its product as uncharacterized. The transcript has 2 exons. Lineage: Eukaryota; Viridiplantae; Streptophyta; Magnoliopsida; Lamiales; Lamiaceae. Gene Ontology annotation, cellular component: chloroplast envelope. Bases 147 to 569 code for a protein of 140 amino acids. The record is from RefSeq and is a predicted model, not a curated record.